Brettanomyces nanus is the source of this 1323-nucleotide messenger RNA. RefSeq lists its product as uncharacterized. The transcript is spliced from 2 exons. Gene Ontology annotation, cellular component: nucleus. The coding region runs from base 1 to 1323 and encodes 440 amino acids. Lineage: Eukaryota; Fungi; Ascomycota; Pichiomycetes; Pichiales; Pichiaceae. The record is from RefSeq and is a predicted model, not a curated record.
AUGAAGCACUACAAUAGUGUUGCACCAAGGAUGUCUCUCAAAGAGAACAAGGAACAAAAAAACAUGAGGGAUCCUAGUAACUGGCCGAAACCAUUACACGAAUUUAUCUCUAAUUGCUUCUCUAAAGCUAGUGAGAUGAAACUACCUCCUACAGAAAAGACCAAGUUUCAAGGCGAACUUAAGAACUUGAUUAACCUUGCCAUAACUAAAGGAAAGAUAGAAGAAAAUGAUUGGACCCAACAAGUUCUACCUUCAUUAGAGAGAAGACCACUGAAGCUGGAUCUAUACUGUAAUAGUAUUAGGCAUAAGACUGUUAGAUCGUUUACUCCUCCGAAUCAGAACUUUAUUCGUAUUGCCAUUCCUAAGAAAAGAAAUAUGUUUGACCAAGACAGUGAUGGGGACACCAAUUCUGGUGAUGACAGCUAUGAACCCACGAUAAAUUCAACGAAGAUCCAUCCAAUCAAGAAACUGAAGAAAAAGACCAACAACACCUCAUCAAUGGUGAAUACCGGGAAUGGAGAUCGAAUGACAUCGGAAGAGCGUAAAAAAUUGCGUGGUAAACGAUUCCAGCGGGAAUUAAACUAUACUCCAACAUAUGAACCAGACAUACCGAACUACGAUACUAACAAGCAAUUUGUGGGUAAAAGCACCACUUUAGAAAAGAGAUAUUUGCGUUUAACAUCCCAGCCUAAUCCUUCGUUGGUUAGACCAGUGCAUGUUUUGAGGAAAACUUUUCAAUUGUUGAUGGAUAAGUACCUCGAAGGUACCAAGUAUAACUAUCUCUGUGAUCAAUUGAAGUCGAUGAGACAAGAUUUAACAGUUCAGAAUAUCCGUACAGAUUUCACUGCGAUGGUAUAUGAGUUUCACAGUAAAUUGGCAAUUGAAUUUGCUGAUUUGGGUGAGUUUAAUCAGUGCCAAUCGCAGUUGAAGCUUCUAUACAAUGAUCCACGAAUCAAGGGAACAGAUAAAGAUGAGUAUAACGCCUACAGAAUAUUGUACUGUAUUAUAACUACUGAUUAUAACGAGGCUAAUAACUUGAAAUUACAGAUUUUGGGAGAGAAAGCAAUCAUUGACAGUCACUUUCUCGAGGAUGCAUUUAGACUAUUGAAUUAUGUGAUUACAGGCGAUUAUUAUCGCAUAUUUGAUAUAGCAAGACAGAUCCGCACUAAAAAUGAGAAAGAUCAGAAACAAGUGCAUACUAAAACCCAUAUUGACAUACUUCAAGACCCUAAUGCUCUCAAACUGAACCAUGCUGAAAUGUACUUUUUCUUUAAGUUUCUAGAGAAGAUUCUAGACCGUGAAAGAAUGAAGACCAGGAACUAA